AUUACAUUUUAAAAUAAAAAUCAUACAUUAAACUACUAUUUUUAAAAUUUUUUUACAUUUUAGUAAUACUUAUGAAAAACUGAGAGCGGAUAAAUUUGUACAAAUACCUAAAAUAUCAUGAUGCUGGAAAAAUAUUUUAAUGAAUCGAUGCUGAAUGAUGUACACGAAACAGUCAGGGAUGUUUGGAUGAGAACAUUAUUGGAACGUUACAGUGCGCCUGAUCGCAGGUGCCAUGGUUUAGAUGAUCUAAAUGAUUGUUUUCAACAAUUUGAAACAGCUAAAAGCAAUAUAAAAAAUCCCAAUGCAGUCAUUUUAGCUAUAAUAUUUCGAUAUUUUGAAUAUGACCCAAAAAUAGCUGACUGUAGUGAAGCCAAUAUCAAUCAUUUUCGAAAGUUUUCAGAAGAGUCUAAACUCAACAUGGAUACAGUUUUAUGUGAUAAUGUAAUUUUAUUACUAAAAGUCGGUGCCAUUAAUAGUACAGAUGAACAUAAAACUGAAGGGUGUUAUGGAUGUGAAGAUAAACACUACUUUUUAGAUGUAGACAUGGCCAUCCUAGGCAUGGGACCAGCUGAUUAUGAAAAAUAUACAAAUAAUGUUCGUGAGGAAUAUGCUUUUCUUAAUGAUGAAACCUAUAAAGAAUUACGUGUUAAGGUUCUUGAAAGUUUUUUGCAAAUACCAAAUAUUUAUGCAACAAAGUUGUUUAGAGAUAAAUAUGAAUCUGUGGCUAGAAAUAAUAUUCAAAGGGAGAUCAAUUCUCUAAAAUCGGGAACUUUCUAAAAAUAUAACUUAUCCUUAAUAUAUUAUUAUUUCUUUUAAUUUUAUUUUCCCAUUAAAUUGUAUGUGCCGGUCAGGGUGUUAUGUUUUAAAUUAUUUUCCAUAAAAAACACAAAAAUAGAAUCUACUUAAAUGUUUAGUAGGUAUUAUAUAUUUAUAACAAAUAAUUAGUAUAACCAGAUGUCAUUAUAUUAUUUAUUUAUUUUUA
Messenger RNA from Sipha flava (yellow sugarcane aphid), 982 nucleotides. RefSeq lists its product as uncharacterized. The record is from RefSeq and is a predicted model, not a curated record. Lineage: Eukaryota; Metazoa; Arthropoda; Insecta; Hemiptera; Aphididae. Bases 118 to 777 code for a protein of 219 amino acids. The transcript has 5 exons.